AUGCAGCCGUCAUUCCAGGCCACUCCCCUCAGGUCGCUCCCAUCCACUCCCCGUCCCGGAGGAGUCAUGGAAACUCUUCCACAUUCAUUGCAUAUAAAAGUUAGCAGUGAUAGAACCUACAGAGUGGAGUCUGAGCUGGAGUCUGAGCUGGAGUCUAAACUGGAGUCUGAGCUGGAGUCUAAGCUGGAGUCUAAGCUGGAGUCUGAGCUGGAGUCUAAGCUGGAGUCUGAGCUGGAGUCUGAGCUGGAGUCUGAGCUGGAGUCUAAGCUGGAGUCUAAGCUGGAGUCUGAGCUGGAGUCUGAGCUGGAGUCUAAACUGGAGUCUAAACUGGAGUCUAAGCUGGAGUCUAAGCUGGAGUCUAAGCUGGAGUCUAAGCUGGAGUCUAAGCUGGAGUCUGAGCUGGAGUCUGAGCUGGAGUCUAAGCUGGAGUCUAAACUGGAGUCUAAGCUGGAGUCUAAGCUGGAGUCUAAACUGGAGUCUAAGCUGGAGUCUAAGCUGGAGUCUAAGCUGGAGUCUAAGCUGGAGUCUGAGCUGGAGUCUAAGCUGGAGUCUGAGCUGGAGUCUGAGCUGGAGUCUGAGCUGGAGUCUAAGCUGGAGUCUAAGCUGGAGUCUGAGCUGGAGUCUGAGCUGGAGUCUAAACUGGAGUCUAAACUGGAGUCUAAGCUGGAGUCUAAGCUGGAGUCUAAGCUGGAGUCUAAGCUGGAGUCUAAGCUGGAGUCUAAGCUGGAGUCUGAGCUGGAGUCUGAGCUGGAGUCUAAGCUGGAGUCUAAGCUGGAGUCUGAGCUGGAGUCUAAGCUGGAGUCUAAGAUGGAGUCUAAGCUGGACUGGAGUCUAAGCUGGACGGAGUCUAAACUGGAGUCUAAACUGGAGUCUAAGCUGGAGUCUAAGCUGGAGUCUAAGCUGGAGUCUAAUCUGGAGUCUAAGCUGGAGUCUAAGCUGGAGUCUAAGCUGGAGUCUGAGCUGGAGUCUGAGCUGGAGUCUGAGCUGGAGUCUAAGCUGGAGUCUAAGCUGGAGUCUGAGCUGGAGUCUAAGCUGGAGUCUAAACUGGAGUCUAAACUGGAGUCUAAGCUGGAGUCUAAGCUGGAGUCUAAGCUGGAGUCUAAUCUGGAGUCUAAGCUGGAGUCUAAGCUGGAGUCUAAGCUGGAGUCUGAGCUGGAGUCUGAGCUGGAGUCUGAGCUGGAGUCUAAGCUGGAGUCUAAGCUGGAGUCUAAGCUGGAGUCUGAGCUGGAGUCUAAACUGGAGUCUAAGCUGGAGUCUAAGCUGGAGUCUAAGCUGGAGUCUAAGCUGGAGUCUGAGCUGGAGUCUGAGCUGGAGUCUAAACUGGAGUCUAAACUGGAGUCUAAACUGGAGUCUGAGCUGGAGUCUGAGCUGGAGUCUAAACUGGAGUCUAAGCUGGAGUCUAAGCUGGAGUCUAAGCUGGAGUCUAAGAUGGAGUCUAAACUGGAGUCUGAGCUGGAGUCUGAGCUGGAGUCUAAACUGGAGUCUAAACUGGAGUCUAAUCUGGAGUCUAAUCUGGAGUCUAAGCUGGAGUCUGAGCUGGAGUCUAAGCUGGAGUCUGAGCUGGAGUCUAAGCUGGAGUCUAAGCUGGAGUCUGAGCUCGAGUCUAAGCUGGAGUCUAAGAUGGAGUCUGAGCUGGAGUCUGAGCUGGAGUCUAAGCUGGAGUCUAAGAUGGAGUCUAAGCUGGAGUCUGAGCUGGAGUCUAAUCUGGAGUCUAAACUGGAGUCUAAGCUGGAGUCUAAACUGGAGUCUAAGCUGGAGUCUAAGCUGGAGUCUAAGCUGGAGUCUAAGCUGGAGUCUAAACUGGAGUCUAAACUGGAGUCUGAGCUGGAGUCUAAACUGGAGUCUAAACUGGAGUCUAAUCUGGAGUCUAAGAUGGAGUCUGAGCUGGAGUCUAAUCUGGAGUCUAAACUGGAGGAGUCUGAGCUGGAGUCUAAGCUGGAGUCUGAGCUGGAGUCUAAACUGGAGUCUAAACUGGAGUCUAAUCUGGAGUCUAAGCUGGAGUCUAAGCUGGAGUCUAAGCUGGAGUCUGAGCUGGAGUCUAAGCUGGAGUCUGAGCUGGAGUCUAAGCUGGAGUCUGAGCUGGAGUCUAAGCUGGAGUCUAAGCUGGAGUCUGAGCUGGAGUCUAAGCUGGAGUCUAACAUGGAGUCUAAGCUGGAGUCUAAGCUGGAGUCUAAGCUGGAGUCUGAGCUGGAGUCUGAGCUGGAGUCUAAGCUGGAGUCUAAAAUGGAGUCUAAGCUGGAGUCUAAGAUGGAGUCUAAGCUGGAGUCUGAGCUGGAGUCUAAUCUGGAGUCUAAAAUGGAGUCUAAACUGGAGUCUAAACUGGAGUCUAAGCUGGAGUCUAAGCUGGAGUCUAAGCUGGAGUCUAAACUGGAGUCUAAACUGGAGUCUAAACUGGAGUCUGAGCUGGAGUCUAAACUGGAGUCUAAACUGGAGUCUAAUCUGGAGUCUAAGAUGGAGUCUGAGCUGGAGUCUAAGCUGGAGUCUGAGCUGGAGUCUAAGCUGGAGUCUAAACUGGAGUCUAAUCUGGAGUCUAAUCUGGAGUCUAAGCUGGAGUCUGAGCUGGAGUCUAAGCUGGAGUCUAAACUGGAGUCUAAGCUGGAGUCUGAGCUGGAGUCUAAGCUGGAGUCUAAGAUGGAGUCUAAGCUGGAGCUGAGCUGGAGUCUAAGCUGGAGUCUGAGCUAG
Knipowitschia caucasica is the source of this 2682-nucleotide messenger RNA. NCBI's taxonomy places the organism in Eukaryota, Metazoa, Chordata, Actinopteri, Gobiiformes, Gobiidae. The record is from the annotation of a GenBank genome assembly.